Fonsecaea multimorphosa CBS 102226 is the source of this 1521-nucleotide messenger RNA. RefSeq lists its product as uncharacterized. Gene Ontology annotation, molecular function: transmembrane transporter activity. Gene Ontology annotation, cellular component: membrane. Bases 1 to 1521 code for a protein of 506 amino acids. The transcript has a single exon. The record is from RefSeq and is a predicted model, not a curated record. Gene Ontology annotation, biological process: transmembrane transport. NCBI's taxonomy places the organism in Eukaryota, Fungi, Ascomycota, Eurotiomycetes, Chaetothyriales, Herpotrichiellaceae.
AUGGCCCUCGUCUCUGGGAAGAAACAAGUCGUGGAAAACCAGUUGGAACUCCCGCGCCCUAUUCACGUCAUUGGCACCUCCGAUGCAGGUUCUUCAGAAAGAGAUUCGAACGAAAACCGAGACACAGAAGUCAACCAUGAGGCGCUGCAAAAUGACCCAACUCGCGCCCAGGCAGAAGCUCGCCUCCGUCGCAAAGUUGAUCUGCGGCUCUGCACUAUUGCUGGCAUUCUCUGCAGUCUGAAUCUACUCGACAGUGGCAUCAUCUCCUCGGCGGCUGUCACAAGCAUGCUCUCCGAUCUAGACCUCGUCGGAGAUCGAUACUCUGUCUCAAUCUUCAUCUUUACCGUCGCCUCUGUCGGUUGUCAACUUCCGGCGACCAUCUUGUUGCGCUUCGUUGGGCCUCGGUUGUUCUUUUCCUCCAUCACCUGUGCUUUCGGUAUAAUCACCAUGUGCACAGCCGCUAUCACCAACUGGCAACAGAUGAUAGCCCUGAGAGUCCUGCUCGGUAUUUCUAUGGCGGGCAUCUAUCCAGGGCUAACGUACCUGAUUUCCACUUGGUAUACUCGCCAUGAGCAGCAGCUCCGAUUUGCUCUGCUGCAAUCUGGAGAGAUCAUCAUCCUUGCCACCGGCUCUAUUGUCAACUUUGGUCUGAAUCACCUCGAUCAUCACGAUGGCCUUCGAGGGUGGCAGUGGAUGUAUCUUGUCCAAGGCUCGGUCACUGUCUUUCUCGGCUUGAUCACCUAUUUCUGGAUGAUCGACUUCCCGGACCGCUGCGAGAACUCGUUCCACUUCCUUACCGAGGAUGAGAAGAGCCUGGCAAUCUCUCGGAUCAAUGAGGAUCGCCGUGAUGCAGGGAAACCCGAACCAUUCAGCUUGGCUACGAUUCUGAUCCAUUUUCUCGACUUGAAGCUGUACGCUUUCUGCGUGUUGUUCUUCUUACUCAACUUGGUAUCCACAGCUCUCUCGUACUUCUUGCCCAUCAUACUGCAAAGUGGAAUGGGUUUCGACUCCAACAAGGCGAUUCUGCUGUCAUCCCCUCCAUACUAUUAUGCCGUAAUUCCGGUCCUGCUUUCGUCAUACAUUGGCGACAAGUACAGAGUCCGAGCGCCGGUCAUCAUUUUCAAUGCAAUUUGCCUGAUCGUGGGGUUUUGCAUGUUAGGAUUCAGCAGUCAGGUCACUGUGAGAUAUAUUGGCACAUUUCUGGCUACAGGCGCUUACAUUUCCAACUGGGCCGCAUUGAAUGCCUAUCAAGCCAACAACAUUGUGGGCCAAUGGAAGCGUGCCACAGUGGCAGCAGCCGUUUCUGGUUGCAAUGGUUUGGGUGGCAUAGCCGGCAGUUACAUUGUCCGCCAACCAGAGGCCCCGCGGUAUCUGACAGCAAUAUGGGUGAGCAUUGGGAGUCAUAUUUUGAUGAUCGUCCUGGUUUCGGCGUGUACAUUGUGGUUCUGGAUGGCCAAUCGUAAAUCGAAGACGAAGGGAAAUUUGAUUGAGGGUGUUGCGAACUUUCGCUAUACUUAUUGA